AUUUUAUUGUACCCUGAUUAAUACUUCCGCGAUUUGUCAAACGUCAUAUGAGGUUUAAAUCACAAAAUAUUAGAGUUAUCAGCGUUUUGUAGUAACACUUUACUGUACCUUCAUAGAGCGUUGGUCUUACUGAUCCAGAAUCCAACAAUGUCUUUCUUUUCGAAGAAACCAACAGUUGAAGAGCAACUCAAGGCCAAUGACAGAGUGAUGAAGAAAACUCAACGAGACCUCGAAAGAGACAGGAAUAAGAUGGAAAGAGAUGAGAAGAAACUGGAAAUGGACAUAAAAAAGGCUGCAAAGCAGGGAAAUAAGCAGGCAUGUACAGUUUUAGCUAAACAACUAGUCAACUUGAGAAAACAGAAGGCAAGAAGUUUUAACACAGGCUCAAAGAUACAGGCAAUUGGCUCACAACAAAAGUUGAUGCAUUCAAACAUGAAGAUGGCCGGUGCUAUGGGAACCACAACCAAGACAAUGCAGGCUAUGAACAAGGUGAUGGACCCGCAGAAAACAGCCAAGAUGAUGCAAGAGUUCGAGAAGGAGUCCACAAAGAUGGAGAUGUCCGAAGAAAUGAUAAACGACACGCUGGAUGACAUUCUCACUGAGUCUGGCGAUGAGGAGGAACAGGACGCCAUUGUGUCACAGGUCCUUGAUGAGAUCGGCAUUGACAUCACUGGAAAGUUGCUGGACGCCCCAUCCGCCCAUGGAGGAAAACUUGGAGAAUCAUCAAAGGCAAAAACAACAGAUGAUGAAAUUGAACAACAGUUAGCAGCCCUCAAAAACUUGUAGUGAAUGUUUAUUUUAAAUGUUGACAUUAAGAUAAUAUUUUGCGAUUGUGAUCAUUGUAAAAUUGUUUCGCAUCACAGUAUUUUUGGCAACAAUGUUUGUUUUAUGCCCCCAAUGGCAUAUUAAAAAUUAUAAAAAUUAAAAUUAAGGUGUGGACUGUCCGCCAAUCCGUCGUUUUUCCUGUGUUCGGGCUUUAAAUUUGUCAUGCAGGGAGGGACUUUAAAAUUACUUAGCACAUGUGUUCAGUACAUGAAGACGAUGUGUAUCAAAGAUCAAGGUCACACUUGCAGGUUUAUCAUUAUGGAAUGAUGUAUACUGCAUAUAUAAACAGUAUAGUUGAUUGUGUCCUGGGUGUAGCCUUGUCAAUCACUCAGGGAUUUAAAAAAAAAAAAAUUGGCACAAGUGUUUGGUACACAAAGGCAAUGUGCUGCGUGCAAGACAUGCGUCCCUACCUCAAUGGUCACUGUCACGCUUAACGAUUAAUCAUAAUGGAAUUUGUUGUAUAUGCGCAUAGAUAAAGUCGAGUUGGUCAUGACCGGCUGUAACUUUGUCAUGCAUGGAGAUAUUUUAAAAUUACAUUGCACAUGUGUUUGGUACAUUAAGACGACGUUUCUCUACCCCUUACUGCAUUACUCCUCCACACCUGACGUCAACCAUCAUAUAGCCUGUAAUAGGUCAGCAUAUUCUUAUAGUUUAGGAUAGCUCCUUCUGAAAAUAGGCAUAUUAGUAAUUGCAUUAUCCAUUUAACUGGAUGGCACUUUAGGGGCAUUUGUCACUUACUGUGACAGCUCUUGUUGACAUACAUCAUUGACCUACAGUUCAAAUCUUCGAGUGCAACAAAAACUUUUUUCCCCAAAACCAAUGUUUUCUGACUGGGUCAUAAAACCUGUGAUGUGAAACAAAAAUUGUAUAAAUGGUGUAUUAUAUUAUUGUGUAUUACAUGUGUAUUAUUUGUUAUAUCUGAGAACAUUGUCAUUAAGCUUUACCCCAUAUAGGAAAAUACAUUUUUCUGUUGAUUUAGUCAUUUUCGCUAUAAAACGUGUAAAAUGUGUUCCGUACAGUUAUGAUUUUUUACACACAGUGUAUCACUGUAUAAAUUUUAAAUCGGAAAUAUCUGGCGAGAUUGGCUUAUAUCAAAUGCCAGUAUUCAUUCAUAAAUAUAAUUCUUGAUUUGGCAUAUAUUUGUGUACAUGUGUAACGUAUUGUACAUAAGGCAUCGGUAUUUAUUCUAAUCUUGAUUGUACUUAAUGUUUCCAUUACGCAUAAUAUAAUUACACAUUUAGAAAUUUUGAAACUGAAAAUAUAUACACAAAACAUUAUGAAUUUAUUGACCAUUUUUUUAUUGUGUUGUGGAAAAGCAUAGAAUAUUAUGAUUAAUGAUCAUAUAUUCAUAUUAACAAUAUUUCAUUCAGAACACCUUGGCAAUUUUCCAUCCAAAACAACCUCAGAUGUAUAUAGAAGGUUUACAAUAUCAGAAAUCAUUACACUUAACUGUGCAGCAAGUUGAUCGCAUAGCAAUUUCAAUUUAGCAGUUAAAUUUAAUGACUUUACUCUAUGGAAUCAUAAUAAUUUAUGUAAUAAUUCCCUUCACUGGCUAUGAAUUUAAACUUAAUUAUACAUAAAUCUACUUAAACACUUCAUUCAUUAAUUCUAUCAAAUAUAAAUUUUACAAACUACUUCUGCUGAUGUACAAGCAUACAUUCGAGGUUGUUUUCAAUGAAAAAUGGCUGAGGUGUUCCGAAUGCACAAUAUUUAUGAGAAUUGAAAGUUUAAUAUGUUUUCCAUCUGUUAAAAAAAAAUAAUCAUGAAAUUCAAACAGAAAAUGCAAUUACAUAUCAUUAUCAUAUUUAUGCAUAAAAUGAGGAUUAAAACUCUUUUACAGUU
Mya arenaria is the source of this 2667-nucleotide messenger RNA. Its product is annotated as charged multivesicular body protein 2b-like. The transcript is spliced from 8 exons. Gene Ontology annotation, biological process: endosome transport via multivesicular body sorting pathway; late endosome to vacuole transport; protein transport. Gene Ontology annotation, cellular component: multivesicular body; ESCRT III complex. Bases 148 to 786 code for a protein of 212 amino acids. The record is from RefSeq and is a predicted model, not a curated record. NCBI's taxonomy places the organism in Eukaryota, Metazoa, Mollusca, Bivalvia, Myida, Myidae.